AUGAAUAGAAGAAAAACAGUCGCUAAGGAUACAAUAAUAGAUGUUGAGGAUCAAAUUAAAUAGAAAGAAGUAUUGUUUGCAGUAUUAAUUAAAUGUUAUUAUGAGCCUGUAAUUUAAGUGUAUAGAGAUAAUCUUAAUCUAACAGAUAUAUAAGUUGAUUCGAUUACAGGCAUAAUGUAAAAUAUAGAAAUCUUUAAAACUUGGUGUCCUGAAUCUAGUACAUUAUUUGAAUUCACUCGUUUAAUUUGUUAAAAUCUAUAAUAUGAAAGAAUUGAAAAAGAAAAUGCAGUAUUUCAUAUAGGUUAAUAUUCAAUACUAAUUUAAGGUGAAUAAGGAGACAAAUUCUAUAUAAUCUUAACUGGAAGAGCAGGUGUAUAUAUUCGUAGACAAUAAUAAUAAAUAGAAGCAGAGGAAAGUGCUAUGUUGCCUAAAAUUGAAAAAAUACUUGAAAGAAUGUAAAUUAAAACUAUUGAUGAAAUUGAAUAAGAUCAUAAAUUAUCAUUUUAUGAAAAACUAAUAAAAAAAUAAUCAAAACCAGUAAAAUAAAUAGAAGCAGAAUUAUUAUUAUUAUAUGUAGGUAAUUUCGAUAUGUAUUUUACUAUUAAUGGAAUAUGUAAAUUCUAAUAAUUGUCAUAAGUACAUUCUGGUCUUUAUUUUGGAGAUAUGGCUUUAACAACUGAUAAACCUAGAGCAGCUAGUAUUAUUGCUGUUACAGAUGUCUAAGCCUUAUCACUUAAUAAAGCAAAUUUCAAAGUAUAUAUAUUAUAUUUAUUUAUUAAUAGAAAAUCUUUGAAAAAUAGAUUAAAACAUAAUAAGAAAAAAUAGAUUAUUUUCUUAAGAUGUUUCCAACUAUGACUAAAUUUAAAAUGAGUAAAUUGAUAAUGUAUUUCACAUAAUACAAAUAUCCUGUUAAUUAUACUAUAUGGAAAUAAAAUGAUAUUGUUGAUGGAUUCUUCCUCUUAAAAGAUGGUGAAAUCUAACUCUAAUAAACAGUUGAUUUUAAUCCACUUCUUAAAUCUGAUUAGAAUCAAUUAUAAUUAUCACCAAAAAAAGAGAAAUCUAAUUAAAAAGAACUCAUUACUGUAUAAUUCUUAUUAUAUAAUAUAUAUAGAUAGCUCAUCUUACAGGUGGAUGUUUUGUUGGUGAAACUGAUAUCUAUUUGUAAAAUGAAAAAAGAGAUUAUACUGUAAAAACAUUAACUUAGUGUAAUGUGUUCACAUUGCAAUUAGAUAAUUUUGCUAUUGUUAAGAAAUCCUUUCCUGAAUUUAUAAUACCACUCUAGACUCUUCAAUAAAAAAAUAUUUAAUUAUAUAGAAAAAGAUUAGAUGAAAUUGUAUAAACUAAAAUUGCUAAUGUAAAUCUUCAUAAAAAAGAAGAAAUUAAAAAUAUAGAAAGAAGAUACAUAAAUGAAAUAGAAAUUAAAUAAAAAACAUAAAAUUCCUUUUAAGAAUAAUCAUCCCCUAUUCUCAGAUCCACUUUAUAACCUAAAAUGACUAAAUAAUAAAUGGUUGAAUAAAAUUUAUCAAUUGCUGAUUAACAUACAAAAUCUGAUAUAGCAGCUGGUAAAAAUGAGGAAUUCAAUAUGCUAAAAAUGGCUGGAGAAAAUUUCUAAAAAUGUUUGCUUAUCAGAGUUGAAAAAUAAUUCGAAUAAUUUUAACCUGCUAAACCUAAGUAAUUAUUUUAAAUUUAUUAUAUAAGAGGUAAAACACCUUAUUUUAGUAAACAUCAAAAAGAUAUUAAAGAUCUACUUGAAUAAAUUAGAAGACAUUAAUUACCUUCAGUUUAAUAAAAAGAACCUAUCGUAUUUAAUUAAUAACAAGAAGAAGAUUUUCAAAAUAAUUUGCCAUUCUUAACCAUGACCAAAUAAUAAUUAAGAAUUAUUAAUCCUUUAAUUUAAUAAAAAGUUGAAAUACUCAAAUAAUGUUUAAGUCGUUAAUCUCAUACAUCUAUUUCGAAAUCUAAAUCUUUAUGUUAGACUGCAGAUUAAUUUUAUAAAGCUAAAGCAUAACAAGGAUUCAUACUUUGUGAUUCUCUCUUUCCAUACAAACCAGUUCAUAGUACUAAAAAUAGCAAUAAUUAACAUUAUAGUAAUUUUAAAGUUGUCUAAAGAAAUAAAACAACAUAAUAAAGUUAAAUAUAAAAAAGAUCAUGUCAAGAUAUUACAGAUACUAAUUUUUUUAGUUCUUAACCUACAGUCUAAUUUACAUGA
Paramecium pentaurelia is the source of this 2209-nucleotide messenger RNA. The record is from the annotation of a GenBank genome assembly. Lineage: Eukaryota; Ciliophora; Oligohymenophorea; Peniculida; Parameciidae.